GCAUUCGCUCCGAGAAAGGAAGCGGAUGUGUAAUUGCAAGAAGCAGAAGUCAGCGCGCAUGCUCAUGCUUGACCGGCGUGCUGUGAGAACCCACCGAAGUCACAGAUGGACAGAGGGCAGUAAUAUGAUUUAAAGUUUCCCAGUCAAUCCAAGUCUAAGGAUGACAACAGCUGAGCACUUACCCCAAUUCCUUAUUGGGGCAGCUCGGCAUCAUCUUAGCAUGGGAAAGAAAAAGGCCUUAUCCCCUUUGGCUUCCUUGAACCUGGCUGGAGAGGUCCUAGCUGUAGCUGCUGGCUUGAAACCAGCUUUCCUGUAUGACUACAAUUCUGCUGGGGUUUCUCAGAUCCUGAGCUAUGUUCAACAGCUUGAGACCAUUAGUCACUUUGCCCACCGACUGCAUGUUCUGAGCAUAGCUGAAAAUGCUCUCAUUAUUAAUUUGGAAAUAAUGCCACUGUUGCUGGAGACAGCUCUGAUGAGGAACAGCAUACCUUUCAUUGAUGUUUCUGCUUCUAGAACAUUCCCAACCCUGUGUAACACAGAAGAUGUGACUGUCAUAAAAGGCCAUCUUUCUCAGAUACUGAUGCAUAUUAAAGCCAUGGCAGCAGACACAUCCAAGAUGCUUUCAUCCAGUGCUAUAUUUUCUGAUGAAUGGAAUCUGUGCACGGUCUUUGGUGUUUUGCUAGGCUAUCCUGCAGCCUAUAGUUUUCCUGCUCAGAAGAGCUUUGACAACUGUCUUUCUUUAACCCCACUAAGGGUGUUCACUAUCGAGGCCGCAUUCUGUCAGAUAAGCAGUGAUUUCAGAGUCCGGUUUUACUCUUUCAGUAUUCCAGAAAUUUUGUAUUCUGCCUUGAAAAAUUGCCUUAACUUUUGGUGUGAAAAGCUGAAAGAUUCUUUUAAAACUCAGAAAUGCUUCACAAAUCUGAGUAUAGCAAUGGAAGUUGUAACUUUGGCAGCAGUGGCCUUGUAAACUUGGCCCUUGAUAUGGAGGCAUUUGCCUGUUUUUACUCACUAUAGCCCCAUACUGAACUUUUUAAAAAUAUGUGAGAAGUGUGACUAAAAACUG
Molecule: messenger RNA, 1063 nt
Organism: Pogona vitticeps (central bearded dragon)
Lineage: Eukaryota; Metazoa; Chordata; Lepidosauria; Squamata; Agamidae
Gene: C4H1orf74
Product: chromosome 4 C1orf74 homolog
Source: RefSeq, a predicted model, not a curated record